GAGCUGAGGUGUUGCUAGCGUUGCCUGCGGCGCUUCCGGGUCUCUGCUUCACUUUCGGGAGGCGGAGGCGGGAACCUGGAACUAUGGCUGUGAGGCUGCUGCGGAGCCUGGCAGGGUCUGGAGGUUGACCUCGCGACGCCUGUCUGCGGGCCCCCUGCUCCUGGUUUAGGGUUAUCUAGGGUCGCUCUGUCCCGGCUCCUAGACCCUCAAAAUGACCGCCGCCUCCACCUCCAAGUGGGGGCUGGUCACCAACGUAGUAAACAGCAUCGUGGGGGUCAGCGUACUCACCAUGCCUUUCUGCUUCAAACAGUGUGGCAUUGUUCUGGGGGCCCUGCUCCUGGUCUUCUGCUCCUGGAUGACACACCAGUCUUGCAUGUUCUUGGUGAAGUCGGCCAGCCUGAGCAAGAGGAGGACCUACGCUGGCCUGGCAUUCCAUGCCUAUGGCAAGGCCGGGAAGAUGCUGGUGGAGACCAGCAUGAUUGGGCUGAUGUUGGGAUCCUGCAUUACCUUCUAUGUCGUGAUUGGUGAUUUGGGGUCCAACUUCUUUGCUCCAUUGCUUGGAUUGCAGGUGACCAGGGCUUUCCGUGUGUUCCUGCUCUUCGCCGUGUCCCUGUGCAUCGUGCUCCCACUCAGCCUGCAGAGAAACAUGAUGGCCUCCAUCCAGUCCUUCAGCGCCAUGGCCCUCCUCUUCUACACCGUCUUCAUGUUUGUGAUUGUACUGUCCUCUCUUAAGCAUGGCCUCUUCAGUGGGCAGUGGCUACAGCGGGUCAGCUACAUUCGCUGGGAAGGCGUUUUCCGCUGUGUCCCCAUCUUUGGCAUGUCCUUUGCUUGUCAGUCCCAGGUCCUGCCCACCUAUGACAGCCUGGACGAGCCGUCAGUGAAGACCAUGAGCUCCAUCUUCGCCUCCUCCCUCAACGUGGUCACCGCCUUCUAUGUCAUGGUGGGGUUUUUUGGUUACGUCAGCUUCACCGAUGCCACCACAGGCAAUGUACUGAUACAUUUCCCCUCCAACCCGGUGACAGAGAUGAUCCGAGUGGGCUUUGUGAUGUCUGUGGCUGUGGGCUUCCCCAUGAUGAUUCUGCCAUGCAGACAGGCCUUGAACACACUCCUAUUUGAACAGCAGCAAAAAGAUGGAACCUUUGCUGCAGGCGGCUACAUGCCCCCACUCCGGUUUAAAGUCCUCACCCUCUCGGUGGUGUUUGGAACCAUGGUCGGUGGGGUCAUGAUCCCCAACGUGGAAACCAUCCUUGGCUUCACAGGAGCGACAAUGGGCAGCCUCAUCUGCUUCAUCUGCCCGGCUCUGAUCUAUAAGAAGGCCCACAAGAGUGCCCCCUCAGCCCAGGUGGUGCUCUGGGUCGGCCUGGGCAUCCUCGUGGUCAGCACACUCACCACCCUGUCUGUGAGUGAAGAAGCUCCUCUGGACUUGACGCAAGAAGCUCGCAGCGGCCAGAGAGGAGACGCGGAGGGUGCAAUGAAGGUGGAGGCAGCCCGGCUGUCAGGACCUUCCAUGGUUUCUGCUGCUGCCUGCCUUGGCCACUUGUGGAGGUGGCAGAGGUCCCAGCUCCUUUGAUAGUGUCAAGAUUCAUCCAGAAGAGACCCUGCUGCUGCUGUUCCUCUCUCCUUGGCUGACCUCUUGACAAGAGUCCUGUCACCUCCCCUUUGUGCCUGAUGAGGUUUUAAAAGCUUUUUGCGUCAUGUGUUCCUUUGUCCUCCUAUUUUCUCGUUCAGUUUUUCUGCUGGGUCCAGGAGAUAGCAGUGGGCUCCUUUCACUGCCUUCCCUGAGGUGAUGGUCCUCGUGGGACCUGCUGGAUCAGAAGGGUCCCCUUGGGUAGCUGCUGGCCUGUGCCAGCCCUGUGUGUGCUGUGGCUGUGGUGUUGCUCCAGGGCUGCAGUGCUGGCUUCCCUGGCACCUGCCACAGGCACGCACUCACGCACGCACGCACUCACGCACGCAUGCACGUGCAGGUCGGGGGCGGAGUCAGGAGUGAAGAGCAGGAAGGCUUCCUUGCUGAUGCGAAGGCUCUACAGCGUUGGCCCUGGCUACAGCUUAGCCCUCAGCUCUCGGGAGCUUAUUAUCUGAGCUGUAAUCGGGAAGAUGAGCUACGGAGCCAUCCAGCUAAGCCCAAAAGAUUGGCUUGUAAGUCAGACCUCAGCAGGUGCCACUUCCUCACUGAAGCCCUGACAACAAAGCGGAAGCUGCUUGUUAGGAAAGCCCCAGAACAGGGGCUGGCCACUCCUCCAGAACCCAGGUUGCUGAGCUCUUGAGCGGUGCGACUGUUCUUGCACCAGCAGGACCUCAUCCAUAGGGCGAAGGGUAUUAGCAUCCCUGGGCUGGAUGCCAGCAUGCAGCGGUGACAUGAGCCCCAGAGGCCAGUGACCACAGACCGCCACCGCGAUGUGGAGCCUGCUGUCCAGCUCCUCAGAGGAAGAAGCAGCCUCCAGCCUGGGAGUCAGCUGGAGUGUGAGAGCGUGUCUCCAAGAGGGCCAGGGGAGGAGGGAGGAGAGGGCUACAGCCUGGAACAGGCCUGCUCCACACGCAAGGCCUCAUGAGGCGGCCUUCGGGCCCUCCUCACUGGACACUCAGUGGGAUUGCUGUCUGGGAGGCAGGACUCCUGUCUGUCCCUUAGGGACGCACUGCAGCAGGGGAGCAGCAGGUGUGGCUGUUGCCUCAUUGGCCCAUCUAUGCAUGGGAGGAGCCCAGGACUUUGCUGGGAUGUGGCAGCUGCCAUGGGAGGACAAAGCCUGGGCCUUUGAUGGCUCCAGUUACUAUACUGUCGGCAGGCCUGAUGGCUGCAGUGCGUGGGGAGCCCUGCUCACUGAGCGUGGGCCUUCCUCUGGGCCCACACCAGGCCUUCACUUGAUUGUCGGUUGGCCAGUGAGGCAGGGGAACCUCACCACCACUCUGUUUCCUGUGGGAGGGGGCACGCUGGGUGAGAGCUGCCAGCUUUGGAAGUUUAUGUUUUGUGGUGGCUGAGAGCAUUGUCAACAUCCAUUCCUGGCGAAAGGUCUGUUCCUAUCUUGGGGAGCCCGUGUCCGGCGCUGACUAGCAGCCGCGGAUUACUGGAGCUCAGGUGCAAGAAGUAGGGCCUAGAAAACCUUCACAGCCUCUGCCUGUCAGCCCACUUCCGAUCUUAGAAUACAGACGGGUUUGGCAUUCCCAAGAGGCCACUCAGAAGAGCGUCAGGGCAGCCCCAUUCCUGCGUGGUCAUGGAGCUGGGCACUUAGCUGCUGUGUGGAGCCUCCCCGGGGUUCCAGGCACUGAGCAGCAGGCCCUUCUCACCCGGAAUGAGCGAGGCACCACUCAGAGGAGGUGUCCUUGGCCGUUGUUUGUAAAGCUUUUCUUCUUUGCUGGUGGUGGUGGCGCACACCUAUAAUCCUAGCACUUGGGAGGCAGAGGCAGCAGGAUUUUUGAGUUCCAGGACAGCCACAUAAAUACCACAUAAAAUAAUAGCCACAUAAAAAUACCGAAACCCAAACAAACAAAAAGCCAAAAACUUAAUUUUUUUCUUGUAUAUGUAUAGGUGUUUCCCUGCCAUGUGUGUUUGUACAUGUGCAUGCCUGGUGCCUGAAAAGCUUAGGAGAUGCAUCAGGUCCCAUAACAGUGGACUUAGAGACAGACUGAACCUCUGUGUGGGUGCUGGGGACCAAACCAGGUCCUCUGCAAAAGCAGUCAGUACUCAAAAACCACAUAGCCAUCUCUUCAAAUUCUGUUUCUAAGGUUGUUUUUCCCCUGCGUAGUUCCUCGGAUCCUGUUAUGACUGCCCAGCACAUGGAAAGUGGUUUUUGGUCUUUUGAGGUAGGAUUUCAGGCAGCCCUGGCUGGCCUGAAACUGGCCUAAGGUUCCCACAUCCACCUCCAAAGCACCGUGAUGUUGUCACACCUAGUUAUGCUGUGCUGGUGCUGAGCCCUGGCCAGGCCUGUGCACUCCCAGCUGAUCCCAAGUUCUAAAGGUACUCUUUUUCAGUGAUGCCAGUUUUCUCCAGUUCUGUAACCACAAUACUAUGCUGUGGCUCCUGACGAAACUCGGAUCCCUAUGUAUUUGUGGGCAUGUGAAGAACAAUUUUGGCAGCCUCUCCUUUUGGUCUCACCUUGUGAUGUGAAUUUCCCCCACCAACAGCAACAUUCAACCCUAUCCUUAAAGACCUUUCAGUUAGGCCUUAGGGCAAGCAGUUGGUUCCUGCUGGGAGACCCUGGGGACAUUGCCUGGCCGUGGGCUAACGCUGCCACCUGAUGGUUGUGGAUGAGUAUUACAUAGCAUGUCUUCUGUCUACAUGUAUACAUUGAAUUAUGACUUUUUUUUUAUUAUGAAUGGAAAGGAAAGAUUCUGUGCCGUUUAGCUGAUAAUCACGAUUAGACAGGAAGAAGCCUAUCUCCAUUCUGCCAUUUGGCUUCGACAUGUGGUGCUGAUCUUAGGAAGACGGCCUAGCCUGCACUGGUUUCUGGUGGUUCACUGUGCUGUGC
Apodemus sylvaticus (European woodmouse) is the source of this 4460-nucleotide messenger RNA. It is a transcript of the gene Slc38a10, whose product is annotated as solute carrier family 38 member 10. Lineage: Eukaryota; Metazoa; Chordata; Mammalia; Rodentia; Muridae. The record is from RefSeq and is a predicted model, not a curated record. Gene Ontology annotation, molecular function: amino acid transmembrane transporter activity. Gene Ontology annotation, biological process: amino acid transmembrane transport. The transcript has 12 exons. The coding region runs from base 212 to 1570 and encodes 452 amino acids.